AUGGGUAACGAGACCCUUCAACAGUUCGCGGCCCUCGAUCUCGACUACUUGAUUGUAGGCGGAGGUACCGCAGGUCUAGCUGUUGCUGCCCGCCUGACUAGUGACCCUGAAUUCUGCGUGGGAGUCAUCGAAGCCGGCCCAUCAGUUCUAAACAUAGAUGACAAUGGCGCGAUCAAUGUCCCUGGUCGGUAUGGCGAAACCAUCGGCUCGAAAUACGAUUGGAAAUUCAAAACUACGCCACAGCCAGGUCUGGGGGGGAAGAUCACUACCAAGGCCACGAGGUCGCAUAUUAGGCCCUUUUUCCGCCGCAGCGAGAAUUUCCACCCACCGAGUGCCGCUCAUCAAAAACAUUAUCAGUCUUCUUAUGAUCCCCAAAUUUACGGAACGAAAGGUCCUCUACAUACAUCACAUACCAAGCAGUAUGGCCCGACACACCAAUACUGGCACGAGACGCUCAAUAGUCUUGGGGUCCGAUCCACCCGCGAUAGUCUCGCCGGCGAUAAUACAGGCGUUUGGAAUCUGAUCUGCACAAUUGACCCAGAUACCCAGGAGCGCAGCUAUUCCGCCUCCGCAUACUAUCAACCCAUCGCAACGCGCCCAAACCUGCAUAUACUGACUGGAGCAACUGCCCUAGAAAUCCUAUUUGAAUCCGAGGAUGAUGAGUGGUACGCAACAGGGGCCCGUGUACGCUGGAAUGGACAGGAAGCAAAUAUCAAAGCAUGCGAGGAGACAAUCGUCUGUGCUGGUAGCGUGCAAUCGCCACAACUGCUGGAGCUAUCCGGCAUUGGCAACCAAGUUGUGUUGGAAGCUGCUGGAAUUGAGACAAAAGUCCACAGCCCCAAUGUAGGAGAGAAUUUGCAGGAGCACAUGAUGACUGCCACCAUCUUCGAAAUCCCCGCCACGAUUCCAACCCGCGAUGACAUUCUCCAAGACCCAAUUCAGCGCGAAGCUGCAGACCGCGCCUAUUACGCUUCUCAGACCGGACCUUGGACUGUUAUGCCCUGUUCAGUGGCGUAUUGUCCACUUUCGAAGAUCCUAUCACCUGCAGAAUGUGACGAACUGCACACCCAGGCUAAGGAAAUUGCGCGAAAAACAGGACGUACGCGUGACGCUCUUUUAGCCAGUCAAUUCGAUUCCGGGCAAGCGCGUGGUCAAAUCGAGUAUCUCUUUGAUCUUGGUAACUGGAGCCCAUAUUUUGUGUCUGAGCCCGGAAAGAAAUACGCCACUAUGCUGCAAAAUGCUGCAGUAUCCAUUCUCGCGCGGGUCUAUCCAUAUACCUCCUAUGAGCGAAACCAAUUAUGA
This is a messenger RNA of Penicillium digitatum Pd1, 1302 nucleotides long. The record is from RefSeq and is a predicted model, not a curated record. NCBI's taxonomy places the organism in Eukaryota, Fungi, Ascomycota, Eurotiomycetes, Eurotiales, Aspergillaceae.